AAAAGGGAAUUAUAGGCAGGAAUUUCAUAAUCGAAGGUAACUAUUGCACACCAUGUACGAAAACAGAGAAGAAUGCUGCGUCCAAGUACUAUUGCACCGACUGCGAAGCAUAUUUCUGUGAACCUUGUUUCCAGUUUCAUACGCGAAUUCCUCUUCUAGAAAAGCAUAUAGUGUUAAAAGGAUCAGACAUCGGUAUAUGGUCAAAACUUCCUUACAAAUGCAAGACACAUGACAAGAGUUAUGAAUUCUUCUGUGGGACACACGGGUCGCUGUGUUGUCAUAUUUGUGUGCCGUUACAACAUAGGUCCUGCUCUGAUAUGGAACACAUACUUGAAAAAGCGAAAAGUAUAUGUACAAAACAAGAAUUCAAAGACAUGAAGACAAAUACAGAAAAAGAAAUAAAAGAAAUCGUGAGCUGCAAAGAAAAGCUUGACAAAAAAGCCCUAAUUAACAAAAACUCAAAAGAAAAGUGUAUCAAAACUUUAAAAGAACAACGAAAAGUGAUAAAUGAUUUAUUUGACUCUUUGGAGAGUAAAACAGUUGAAUAUAUGGAUAGAAAAUUCAAUGAAAACAAUAAGUAUAUUAAUCGAGGAAACUCUGAAAUACAGGUUUACAUGCAAGAACUAGUUCAUCUAAAAGAGCAGUUGGAUACUGCAACACCUGAAAAAGAAGUUCUUGUCUUUAUAUCUUUAAAGAAAGGAGAGAAGACAUUAUCUGAUAUCAAACAAAAGCUUUCUCAAUUGGAUGCAUCACCAAAUAAAGACGAGUAUCAACUGGUAACCCAUUCUGAAAUAGAGAAGUUUAUUCAAAAUUUGCCUGACCUUGGAUACAUUGAAGACGAACAGUCAAGAUACAAUUCGGCUUCUGAUGAAUUAUUGAGCAUAAUGAAAAGUCCAAGGAAGGAGCAAAAAAUAUGCCAAAUAUGUGGCCGACAAUGUGGCAGGGAAUGCUUUAGUGUAUGGAUGUAGACGUUUACAUGGUAUAUAUAUCAUGCCUUAUCGAUGAAUGUUCAAAUAAAGUUUCCUUUUCCUCUUAUUAACUUUUUGUAUCUUAUUAUUAGCUGUAGAGGUUCAUAAAUAAGACAGACAUAAUUUAUUAGAUUCAAUUUAAAUAUGUGGCGGAUUAGGUUUAUCAUGAUCAAUUAAAUGCUUCGUUCAAAGACGUUUAAACUUACUUGGCUACUACUGCAUGUAGAUACAGUACAACCAACCAAUGCGCAGCGGUUUCCUUGGCUUCGCUUGCUAUCAUCACACAUGCAAUUGUUAAUCAUCAUUUUGAUUAAAUGCACAUACCUACGGUCAUGCACGUAACAGGUGAAAACUUAAUAGCAACGUGAAAAUGGGAUCAUUGCAAUGUAUGAAAUAUUUAAGAUUUGGUUUCAUUCAAUCCAUUUAAAUCGAAAAGUUACGUUUGUUUUUGUCACAAAAACAUCAACAAGAAACAAACAAAGAAAGAAAAAGAAAAGAAAACACAGUUUAGACUGAAACAUUUUGAAUCCACGUACCGUUUCCUAUGGUAACGUAAAGAUUGUGAAGACAAUGACCAGAGAAGAGACAAUCAAUUCCCUGGAUAGGGGAGUUUGCGCCAUAUAACACGUAUAUAGAACAUUAGACACAAAACUAUCUUAUACCAAUUUGUUUUCGUUUUUUGU
Messenger RNA from Ruditapes philippinarum (Manila clam), 1651 nucleotides. RefSeq lists its product as uncharacterized. The transcript is spliced from 3 exons. The coding region runs from base 318 to 968 and encodes 216 amino acids. The record is from RefSeq and is a predicted model, not a curated record. Lineage: Eukaryota; Metazoa; Mollusca; Bivalvia; Venerida; Veneridae.